AUGUUCCGGUUGUUGUUCUGGCGCCGGAACUUCCAAAACUGCGACAAGAAGCUCAGGGAGCAGGGCGCCGAUUCUCUGACGAUGGAGGAUCUUACGAUGCUUAAGCAGGGUCUGGACCGCUUGGCAUAUAUUAAAUUCGAAGAAGACGCACUCGAAUGGGUCGACAAGACCGGAAUCUUGUCGGCCCUGCGUCUUCUUACGAAUCGGGCUAACUUCGAUGACGAUACCGUGGAGAUGGCUACCACCCUUCGGCAGCGCUGGAUGGAGAAGAACUUCAAUCCUGGUCCGAUUUCUUCGAAGGAAGAAGAAAGUGCCUCUGAGUCCGAGUCGGAAGCCGAGAACAUCCAGCCGGUGAGUUUCGGGGCAUUUUCGCAGUCCCUAAUGCACGGUAUCUUGCGAUACCGUAAUGCCCGCGGCCACAUGACGAUGAAGCUCGACCCGAGAGGUCUCAAGAGAAGGGCAGAUGUCUUCGGACACAAUGGCCUCACCGUGGGAGACUGGUGGCCAUAUCAGCUCUGUGCUCUCCGAGAUGGCGCACAUGGUUCGAAACAGGGCGGGAUUGCUGGACGAGCUCAUUCCGGGGCCUUCUCAAUCGUUGUUUCUGCGGAGUCGGAGUACGGAAAUGAGGACUCCGGCGAUCGACUAUCGUACCUCGGCACGCAGCAUAUUGGCCCCGAGGGAACAACCAUGUUGACGAACGCGACCAAGUCGCUCAUCAUGUCGAUUCGCACCGGCAACCCCGUCAGGGUCAUCCGCCGUGGUCCCAGCCCGACGAGUCGAAUCUAUCCCUCGUGCGGCUUUAGAUAUGAUGGACUGUACACUGUCACUGCUCGUACUCCUGUUCGCGCCAGGAGGGAUUCACCAGGAGAGCAUGACUUUUACAAGUUCACGCUUGUCCGCAACGCCGGCCAGCCGCCCCUCAGUAACGCGAGAAAUCGACCAACUCCCGCUGAGUACACGGCCUACCACAGACUCACCAACAGUGCCUGA
Tricharina praecox is the source of this 990-nucleotide messenger RNA. Its product is annotated as PUA-like domain-containing protein. Gene Ontology annotation, molecular function: ubiquitin protein ligase activity. NCBI's taxonomy places the organism in Eukaryota, Fungi, Ascomycota, Pezizomycetes, Pezizales, Pyronemataceae. The coding region runs from base 1 to 990 and encodes 329 amino acids. Gene Ontology annotation, biological process: negative regulation of gene expression via chromosomal CpG island methylation; protein ubiquitination. The record is from RefSeq and is a predicted model, not a curated record. The transcript has 2 exons.